Molecule: messenger RNA, 1515 nt
Organism: Melospiza georgiana
Lineage: Eukaryota; Metazoa; Chordata; Aves; Passeriformes; Passerellidae
Gene: DCDC2
Product: doublecortin domain containing 2
Exons: 12
Coding region: 1-1515 (504 amino acids)
Biological process (GO): dendrite morphogenesis; neuron migration; intracellular signal transduction
Cellular component (GO): kinocilium; microtubule organizing center; microtubule
Source: RefSeq, a predicted model, not a curated record
AUGGCCAGCCCUGGCACAAAGGCAUCGUGGCUCUCGCAGCCGAGCGUGAAGAGCGUGCUGGUGUAUCGCAACGGGGACCCCUUCUUCCCGGGGCGCCGCAUUGUCAUCCACGAGAAAAAAGUGUCCAACUUCGAUGUGUUCCUGAAAGAGGUGACGGGCGGGGUGCAGGCGCCCUUUGGAGCGGUGCGGAACAUCUAUACCCCCCGGGGUGGGCAUCGUGUCCGGCAGCUGGACGAGCUCCAGAGCGGGGAGCAGUACGUGGCUGGUGGCAGGGAGGCCUUCAAGAAGCUCAACUAUUUGGACAUUGGAGAAACAAAGAAAAAACCUGCUGAAGUCAAUAAUGAGCAGUCAACACUGGAAGAUGUCAAGCCAGUUACUCACAGUAGGAUCACUGUGUCAGCACGGUUUCGAAAGCCUCUCCAGGAGCCCUACACUAUUUUCCUGAUUGCUAAUGGAGACCUUAUUAGCCCUGCAGUGCGCCUCCUCAUUCCCAGGAAAACACUGAAUCACUGGGACCAUAUUCUUGAAAUGGCAACAGGAAAAGUUCCUCUCAGAAGUGGAGCUGUUCACAGACUCUACACUGUAGAUGGAAAACUUGUUCAGAAUGGGUCAGACUUGGAGAAUGGGCAAAUUUAUGUUGCAGUAGGUAGAGAAAAGUUUAAGAAAUUGCCAUAUCAUGAUCUGCUGUCCAAGGCUACAAUGAGAAGGCCACAGGGUUCCAAAACCUCUGUACUACCUCCAGUUGUGGGAUCUCGAAAGUCGAAAGGCAGCGGAAAUGGUGGGCAGUCUAAGUCUACAAUUGGAUCUGGUGACCAGGGAGAAAACAGUUCCUCGCCUCAGCUUCCCAAAAGGAAAGACAAAAAAAGCCAGAAUCCAGAGAAUACUGUGUCCAGACGACACUUUUCUAACCAUUCUACAAAAGUAAAACAGACAGUAAAAGCUUCCCCAGGAAUCCUUCAGGAUAAUGGUGAAGAUAUUUACAAAGCCAGAGAAGAGGGGUCUGAAAUGUGGGGGGCAAUUGAAGUGCAAGAAGAUGAAGAUACUCUUGUGGAAGUUCCACUGGACCAGAGACCAGCAGAAACUGUAGAUGAAGAAGAAAAUGUAGAAGAGGAAGAUGGCAGGGGAGAGGAGGCAUAUAAAGGAGAAUAUCCAGAAGUGAAUGGAGAGGAAAGUGGGAAAACUGUUAAAGAAAAAAUUGAAGUGGAAAAAAAUGAAAAUAAAUUAAAUGAAAAUUAUGAAGAUGAAGCAGGAGAAACAGAGAAUGUUGACCAAGCAGAGGAAAAGGAACUUAUCCAUUUAAAUGGCAAAAACAAUGAAGGAAAUGGUGAGGCAAUGGAGCAUUUGAACUACCAAGGUGAUCUUCAGCCUGAAGAGGAAAUAAAAGAGGAUUCUGGUAGUCAGAACCAGGUUGAUCCUGGUCUUGAAAAAGCAUCCACAAGUCCAAGGGUGAAAAUCACCAGCCCACAAGAAAGUGAAAAGAACGACCAGAGCAAUGACUGUGCAGCAGUUGCAUAA